GCGCUAGUUGCCUGCAGCGACGCGAAGAGUCCAGAAGCGGAAAGCGCGAGCCAAUGGCAUGCCAGCGUUUGGCCUCGUUGAUUUAGGACGUGUCUCGGGGAAGGCAGGCGAUCUAGUCGAGAUAGGACCACAACAGAAUGAGCGGCAGGCAAAACUGGCUUCGCCGAUGCCGGGGAUCGAACCCGGAUCUUCCGCGUGACAGGCGGAGAUACUGACCAUUAUACUACAUCGACAUGUAAAGUACAUGGGUAAGCAGAAUACGGAUUUUUUAAAGAAGCAGUUGGAAUUUAGCGAGAGCACAAGAGGCCGAGAGGCAGAGUUUCCCGCCUGUUAGUUCCGCUGCUGAGAUGCGUCGCUCGCACGAGGCGGAACGGAAUGAGGCUGUCGCUGCUGGUCGCGGUGAACCCGCUGACGAGGAUGACGUGGCGAAACGAGCACCGUGCGAUGCAUAUCCUUCGGUUCGCGACGCUCGACUGGUUCUGCCGACGUCGAUCCGUCCGCCUGUGCGACCCGCGACCGUUGAACUCUCGGUGGAUGACUUUCUUUGUCCUAUCUGCCGGGACCUGGUCUUCAAACCCGUCGUUAACGCCUGCGGCCACGUGUUCUGCUUCUGGUGCGUGCACCGCGCCAUGACCCCCUACAGCGAGAGCCGCUGCCCCAUGUGCCGCCGGGCCUUCGCCCACUUCCCCGGGGUCUGCUCGCUGCUGCACCGCUUCCUGGCCGCCUCCUUCCCUGCUGAGUACCGGGCGAGGGAGAGGGAUGUGCUGGAGGAGGAGAGAGAGAUGGGCAUGUUCUCGCCCACUGUGUUCGAGAGAGAGGAGGAGGAGGAGGAGGAGGGGGAGGGGGGCGUGCCUAUUGAGGGGGGCGGAGGGUUUAUUGAGCACGGGGGCGGGGAGAGGGAUGUGCUGGAGGAGGAGAGGGAGAUGGGCAUGUUCUCACCCACUGUCUUUGAGGGAGAGGAGGGGGGGGAGCGGGAAGGGGAGGGGCAGGGGGAUGGAGAGGGACAGGCGGAGGGGGAAGGGGUGGGGUUGCCUUUUGCUCACCGUGCUCUGACCUCUGCCAUUGCUGCAGGUUAUGGGGGCGGCGAGAGGGAUGAGCUGGAAGAGGGCGAGCAGCAGGAAGGCACCAUGCUGUCACCCACUGUCGCUGAGGGGGGGUUUGGUAGAGGAGGGAUGCGGACAAGAGGUGGUGGGACAGGGGUGUUGCGGCCGGGUGAGGAUUCUGCAGCGGUGUUGCCAUCGGAGGAUGGUGAGGGGGCGGCUUUCAUUCAUAUGCCGCCGCUGAGACAAGGGAGAGCGGAAGGGAGAGGAGGCAGGGGAGGAGGAGAGGAGGAAGGGUGGAAUGGGAGUGAAGGAAAGGGAGGAGGUGGAGGAAGGGGAAAGGGGCGAGUGGAGGAGGGGAGGGGCGUGCGGUUGAGUGCGGAGGGCUUGUUUCUGCGGUACUGGCAGCAGCAGUUCACCUGCAGAGCGUGCCGGCUGCUGCUGCUGCACCCGGUGGUGCUCAACUGCGGUCAUGUUGUCUGUUCCUCAUGCACCCCCGCUCGCCUCACCACGUCAGCCAGCACCCCCUCCCUGACCCACAUCCCCUCCUCCUCCUCCCCUCUCUCCCUUCACCACUCCACCCCCUCCUUGCCGUAUCACAGCCCGCCCCACCCCCUUCCUUCAACAGCCUCUCCCAGUGUCCCACCUGCUACCUCUGCCGCCCCACCUGCUUCCCCUGCCAUUCCACCUGCCACUUUCCCCCUUCCUUCUGCUGCCCUGGCUCCUGCUGCUGCCUCCCCUGGGCGAGGCACGUUACUGGGACGGGUGCAGGGAACAGGAGCACCAGAAGCAGAGGGAGCAGCAGACGCAGCAGCGGAGGGAGUGGCAGGGAGGGGAUUGCAAGGAGGAGUGGAGGGGGAGAGGGAAGCAGAAGGGGAAGGGGUUGUGGGAAGGGAGGAGGGGGGAGCUGCAAACAGGCCAGAGGGUGAAGGUGAGGGAGAAUCAGUGGCAUCAGGAGCCGCAUUUGCAGAGGGUGGCGUUAGUGCUGCUGCUGGUAGCAAUAGUGGUGGUGGUGCUGCUGCUGCCAGUGCUGCUGCUGCCAGUGCUGCUGCUGCCAGUGCUGCUGCCGGUACUACAGCCAGUGCUGCCAGUAUGCGAGGCGGGGAUGGCAGUCGGUGCAUGCAGUGCGGAGCCGUGCAGCCGACGCGACGAGUGGAGGUGUGUGUGCAGCUAGUCGCCACGCUCUCUUCCCUCUUCCCUGCGCUCGUGCGGAGGAGAGCGCACGAGAGGAGCAGGGAGAGCGGGAAGGAGAGCGGGAAGGAGAGUGGGAAGGAGAGGAGCAGGGAAACUGGCAGGGGCGUUGCGGGGGAAGGGGCAGCCCGGAAAGGGGCUUCCAUUGACGGUUUGCCAGGGGUUUCAACACGGGGCCGGCCAGGGACACAGGGCCUGCCAUGGGUUUCAACAUGGGGCCCGGACGGAGGAGGUGAGGUGGAGGGAAGUGGGAGGCGUGAGGGAGGGAGAGGAGGGGAGGAGGGGAUGAGGGGGAUGGGGGAAGGUGGAAAUGGCGCAUUUACAGUUUCUCCAUUCGGGGUUGUGGCGAGUGCGAGUGAGAGUGAGGGCAGGAAUGGCGGCAAUGUGAUGCUGGGAGCAGCAGCAGGUGAUGGUGAUGGUGAUGGUGGUGGUGGUGGUGGUGGUGGUGGUGGUGGUGGUGGUGGUGGUGUUGUUGUGGCAGUGACACCAGCAGCAGCAGUGGGUGGUGUUGGAACCCGUCUGGUAGUGCAGAAUGCAGACCCUUACAUGCUCGCUGCCAUGCAGGCAGCCACGCGCAUGGGUGUGGGUGGGGGUGCGGGUGGGGGUGUGGGUGGGGGUGGGGGGGUGUGGGUGGGGGUGAUCCGUACGUGCUUGCACCCAACCGUGCGGGCGUGCUUGCACCCAACCGUGCGGGCGUGCUUGCACCCAACCAUGCGGGCGUGCUUGAAUCAAGAGACAGGAGUGAGAGACGCUCGGAUGUGGCUUGGAUUGGAGGCGCAAUUGGUGGCACACAGGGUAGGGUAGGGCGGGAGGGAGGAGGGGAAAGAGGAGAAGGCCGAGGAGGAGGAGGAGCAAGAGUAGUAGAUGGAGAGGUGAGAGGGGGAGUGGAGGAAAGAGGGCAGGAGAGGGAGGAGGGAGGGGAGAGGAGUGAGGAGAUGGGAAACAGGGGGGAAGGCAGGCCUCUGUUGGGGGAUGGUGUUGGGGGGUUCACCACAGCUGGGGGAAAUGGAGUUGGAGCAUCACCUGGGGGAGAGCAGGGGGCAGGAGAGGGGGAACGGAGAGCGGAGAGCGAAGAGGUGGCGGAAGGAGAGGGGAUAUUGGAAGGCGAGCAGAUGAGUGAGGGGGAGAGCACGGCGGUGCGGGCGGCGUGGGAGCGGCUGCACGGGGUGGUGAGGAGGAUAGACUUGGCGCGCAGUGAGGAGGAGCAGGAGGGGCUGAUGAGGGAGCUGGAGGAAACGAGGCGGGCCAACUACAUCCACAUCAGCGUUGGCUGCGACGGGUGCGGGGCUUUUCCCAUUGUAGGUGCGCGCUACAGGUGCCUGGACUGCCCAGAGCGCGUGGGCUUCGACCUCUGUGCCACGUGCUACAGCUGCCCGCCCCCUGUGGUGGGCCGCUUCAACCAGCGCCACGUCAGCAGCCACCGCAUGGUGGAGGUGCGGCAGCGGGACGGCAUGCUGCACCGCAUCAUCGAAUCUACACGUGCAUCCACCGCUCAUCUCACCGCUCAUCUCACCGUUCAUCUCACCGCUCAUCUCACCGCUCAUCUCACCGCUCAUCUCACCACUCAUCUCACCGCUCAUCUCACCGCUCAUCUCACCGCUCAUCUCACCACUCAUCUCACCGCUCAUCUCACCGCUCAUCUCACCGCUCAUCUCACCGCUCAUCUCACCGCUCAUCUCAUCGCUCAUCUCACCGUUCAUCUCACCGCUCAUCUCACCGCUCAUCUCAUCGCUCAUCUCACCGCUCAUCUCACCGCUCAUCUCACCGCUCAUCCCACCGCUCAUCCCACCGCUCAUCUCACCGCUCAUCUCACCGCUCAUGUCACCGCGCAUCUCACCGCUCAUCUCACUGCUCAUCCCACCGCUCAUACCACCGCUCAUCCCACCGCUUACCGCACCGCUCACCUCACCGCUCACCUCACCGCUCAUCCCACCGCUCAUCCCACCGCUCAUCUCACCGCUCAUCCCACCGCUCAUCCCACCACUCAUCUCACCGCUCAUCUCACCGCUCAUCCCACCGCACAUCUCACCACUCAUCUCACCGCUCAUCUCACCGCUCAUCCCACCGCUCAUCUCACCGCUCAUCUCACCGCUCAUCCCACCGCUCAUCUCACCACUCAUCUCACCGCUCAUCUCACCGCUCAUCCCACCGCUCAU
Molecule: messenger RNA, 4387 nt
Organism: Closterium sp. NIES-67
Lineage: Eukaryota; Viridiplantae; Streptophyta; Zygnematophyceae; Desmidiales; Closteriaceae
Source: the annotation of a GenBank genome assembly